This is a messenger RNA of Biomphalaria glabrata, 9783 nucleotides long. Its product is annotated as DENN domain-containing protein 2A-like. NCBI's taxonomy places the organism in Eukaryota, Metazoa, Mollusca, Gastropoda, Planorbidae. The record is from RefSeq and is a predicted model, not a curated record. The transcript has 20 exons. Bases 631 to 3993 code for a protein of 1120 amino acids.
UUUUAGUAACUUGACUUGACUAACUAGACUCUAGAGUCUAGACUAGAGGUCUAGUACAUCUUGAUCUUCUUGUGUAACUGUUAUAAUAUAACCGCAUAGACUCUACGUCUCUAGUCUACAAGUUGAAAUAUUAAUAAUAGAUCUAUAUUGAAUUAUAUUGCUCAAUAUUAUUUUUCUCACUUACGACACUAAUCACAAAUUAAUCAAAUUUCAAGAACAAGUCUUCAUUUCAUGAUAUGAAUAAAAUGAUUUAGAAUCUAGAAUUUAGAUCUAAAUCUAAUCAUCUAUGAUGUCUAUCUAUGAUUAUAUUAUAAUUUUUAAAAAAUCAGAGAAGAAAUUGCUUUUAGGCUUAGUUUUCACUUCAGUUCCACUCAUGAUUACCCAGUACAAAUACUAUUACUAGUAUUACUAGAUGAUACAAAUCCGCAUAGACUCUAGUCUAGACAGUACGCCGUCAGUACUAUAACUUACUAAUGUCAGUAGAGUAAUGUACUAUAUAAGUAAUAUAGUAUAAGCGACUAGACAAUAGGAAUAUACUUAUAUAGUCAAUCUAGAUAUAGACAUUACUGAAAGUUAUAAAGACUCACUUUUCAAGGCUUCAAUUUUGACAAGCCAACACAUUGUUGGGUUAUGUCAGAUAUCAACAGAGACUCAAGCAUUCGUCAACUGCCACCAGGCAAGCUUACCAAUAUUAAAAAGAUCUUUGAAGAUGGUGAAAAAGAUAAACCAAUGGCACCAACUAGGCCUCAAGUACCUCCUGGGUCUCCUGCUCACCAACUGCCAGCCAAGAAAUACCCAGCUCCCCCAGCACCUUGUGGUCAAGUGACCAAAAACUCUAAUGAGGGCAAUGAUGAGUUGAAGUUCAGAAAAUUAAGUGCUGAAUCUGUUCAACCACAGCAGUCAAAGCAAGGAGCCUAUCAUGGUUCAAAGAUAUCAGAGAGGAUAAGCUCCCUGGAGGCUGCAUCAUCUUCAAAAUACAAUGGGGCAAAUGAAGCUCCAGGUAGUCCUGGCCAUUCAGAAAAUAUCAAGGUGCAAAGGGCUUUCAGUGAUGUAAGUGAUCUUUAUGCUAAAGUCAACAAGCCUGAAAAAGAUUCAAAGGCCACUUUCCAGCCCAGAGUUGAGUUGCAAAGAAAAGAAGCCAUACGGAAAAAUUCAGAAGAACGGCGAAAGACUGUUGCUACUUUUAGCUGUGAUGUGAAUCAUAAUAGUGGAGUUAGUGUGGCUUCAAGAACCAAGUUGUUUGAUAGUCCCAAGCCAAAUCUCCCUGUUAAACCAGAGGCCAUUAAAAGGCAGUUUAGCACUAAGGCAGUUCAGGAACAAGACCAACACAAUUCAGAUGCAGAUGGUGUGUACAACCAACCAUGGGACACAGAAAAAAGUCCUGUGGUUGAGGCUCUUAAGAAAAAAUAUAAGCCUCCUCUAUUGUCCAAUAAAGUCACAGACAAUGCCAAAACUAACCUACCAGCUCAGAAGCCUCCUUUACCCCAACAGCCUCCAAGGCAAACAGAUCUAAAAAUUCAACGUAAGCAGAGUCAGGAAGCUGUAGCAGAAGUUAAUAGAAGUUCUGAUCAGUCAAAAUGUGUAGAUUCCUCUUCAGACACAACAGGAAGUUCAAGAAUCACAGCCCCGCCGAAACCUCCUCGUACACAUGCUCACGAUGAUUAUCUCAAGGUAAAGAUUGCUCAAAGUGAAAAUAAACCUUAUCCAGAAAGUCAAGAUACUAAGGCAGUCAAAUUAGAAGUUAGCAGUGGUGCUUUGUCUGUCAAGGACAGAGUAUCCAAAAUUUGUCAGCAGACUAAUUCACCAUUGCCCACAUCCAGCAAAGACCAUGCUGUCCUCAUGCGGCAACAGCCUCCAUCCAGGCCCCCACCUCCAAGGCUGCGCCCAAAUUCUGGUGGUACUCCUACUAAAGAGAACCCUUUUCAAUUGAAGCCCAGGCCAGUCACACACUUCACAGCGCCUCAGGAUGAAGGUCCAGUUGUCAUUCCUUCGUCUCCAGUCUCCCCUUUUCAAUCAGCUACAUUGUUCUCCAGAAAGGCCAGUCAGUCACGUAAGCCUAGUGAUGAGCUUCCACCUGAACCUCUUUCUAGCAAGAGGUUCCCGCUACGGAAGAGCUACAGCUCUGAGAAUUUACAUUCCAGCCGAAGCAGCUCAUUGAAUACUGAAGAUGAUGACGGCUCACAGAAAACUCAAAGUACUUAUGAAACGGACUAUGAAGCUGUUUUAGACCCAGAUGGAUAUGCUAUACCUCACGAGUUUAUGAAGAUACAUGUCCACAGAAAGAGGCAGUUCUCAGAACAAAGCAACCAAAUGGAUGAAAAUGUCAGCCCUGCACAAUUCUUGACUAAACUUGAAGGAUUUGGCAAAAACCCAGAAGCAGAACAAAAUGGUCAGUUUGAUGAGCCAUGGCUGACCAGUGCUCAAGACCAGAAUCUGGACAAAGUGACCAAGAGGAAGAUGACAAUGGUAAAGCAGAAAAUCAACCAGGCCUAUGCUGAUGUGACUAUAGCAUUUCGAUGUGCUCCAGAGAAGUCUUCAGACAUUGAUAGUGAAUGGGUUCAAGUAGAGAAAGAUGACAGUCCAGAAGCUGAAGUCAUUGUAGAGCCAACUGUCUUAAAGAGAAGAAUUGAAUAUUGUGCAACUGUAAGACUAAAAAGUAGUAAAAGUGUGAAAAAGUCAAAAGAAUAUCUGAGUGCCAUCUACCCACAGCUCUUUGAAUAUUGUCUCAUUGUUGGCCUUCAGACUAGCACUGAGAAAGGUUAUAAACCUUACAUCAUACACAAGUUUCCAGAGAAUUUUCUAGAUUAUGCUGUGGUGUCCAGCAACCUGUCUGUACCAAGUUUCUGUUUCCCAGAUGCAGCUGUUUUUAAAGUAGCCUCUGGCCCAAUUUUCAGUGAGUCUUAUUCAUUUGUGAUGACUUAUGAAGAUGGCACUCAUGUCUAUGGAUAUUGCAGAAGAAUGCAGCCAAGUGAUUCAAGUCUUCCAGAAGUUAUCUGUAUCAUUAGCCCCAUUGAUGCUUUCAAUAUGUACAAUACACUUCUAACUGAAAUAGAACAAAGGCGCAGAAUAUCGACUGAUCUGGCCAUUGAGUUGAUAGCAGCAUCAUUUGGUCGACCACUACCCAAACCUGGAAAAGUUUGUCACAUUAGAACUUUGGACAGCUCUGGUGAGAUGGAGACAAUUUAUUUGAAUCGAACUUCUGACAAUAAACUGGAUAAUGUCAAUUAUGAAAGCCCUCUACGUUUUUUGGGUACAGACAAGCUGGUCAAAGUUUUUGCUUCUAUUUUGAUGGAGAGAAGGAUCAUGUUAUGCUCUAGUCAUCUGAGUGUCCUGACUCAAACUGUACAUGCUUUGGCUGCUUUACUCUACCCAUUCCAGUGGCAGCAUGUAUACAUCCCCCUCUUGCCACUUGAAAUGUUGGAUGUGGUAUGUGCUCCUAUGCCAUACAUAAUUGGUGUCAUGACUGCAUUUCUGCCACAAGUUCUGAAAAUGGACCUUGAAAAAGUGUUCAUUGUUGACCUCGAUAAGAAGGAUAUUGUUAUGAGUGAAGGAGAUGAGUCGACACUUUUACCUCAUAAAGUUCAAAAAGCCUUAAAAACUGCUAUCAAUAUGUGUAAAAUUGAUUCUGAGGCCCAGAAUGCUCAGUGGCUAAUGGUGGCUGAAGCUUUUCUGCGCAUGUUCAUUGAAACUGUCGGCCAUUUCUCCAAUCAUAUACAGACACAACAAGAUGGGAACAGAAUAUUUCAGAAAGAAGGCUUCAUCAAUGAAGUUGUGUCCAAGGAGCAACGCCAGUUUCUAGAAUGGUUCACUGAGACUCAGAUGUUUCAAGUUUUUAUUGACAACCAUGUAGAACAAACAGAUUAUGGAACUAGUGCUUUGUUUAUGCAAAGACUGGCUGAAUACAGAGAAUCAAAAGAAGAAAAUAGGAGAAAAGGUUUAGGAGCAAAAGUAAAAAAUUUUAAGAAGGCUCUCAAAACAAAACUAGCCAGUUAAGCUGAGCAGAACUGAGAAUGCAGUUAUACUGAACUGAACUGAGAAUGCAGUUAAGCUGAGCAGAACUGAGAAUGCAGCUAAGCUGAGCAGAACUGAGAAUAGAGUUUAAUUGAACAGAACUGAGAAUGCAGUUAAGCCGAGCAAAACUGAGAAUUGAAGAUCUCCAGAGAAAUCCAUUUGUCAAAACUUAACUUCCAUAUCUUUGUGUAAGUAAGGAGCAAAGCAGUAUUUUAUGCAGUUCCACUUUGAUGUACCUUAACUACAGUGUACAGACUGAAUAGAACUUAAGUAGAGAUCUAUUGCACAAUUAGUGCCAAAGUAUUAAUGACAUAUCCUUAAUGUUCUUUCACCAUGUAUUUAUUGUUUGAAAAAUUGAUUGAUUGACAUUAGCCAACUAGUGGAUCUGUUGUUUUUAAAAGCUUUAAUCUUGUUUUGCAUUUUGCUUUGUUUUCUGAUUCUAAACAAAUAUUUAUUGUGAAUCUCUACAGCCUCAUGAGAUAACUUUUUAAAAUUUUAAAGCUUCUUUUAUGUACAAACUUUUUGUGUUUUUAUUAACGAUGUGUUCACACACAAAAUUUGUGUAUAUAGCUCAUCCGUCAGACUUUUUUUGGUUAAUAUUUGUAUUAUUAUUAUAUGAAAAUAAUUCUUGCGUGAUGUCCAUUGUUAUAUUUGAUAAUCUUUGUUUACCAUUCCAUUGCAAUUUAUGGCCAUAGAUCGAUUCAUCCUUCAUUUUCUGACUCUUCCUUUAUACACUUUAUUUGUACAAAGUCUUAUUAAAUGUCUCAAAUUUUUUUGUCAAUUGCUUCUAUGAUUGACACAUUUCUAUAAAUUUAGCCUACAAUUUUCAAGUUAAACUUUACUUUUUUAGGUGAUAGCCUGAAGCUUUUAAAGAAUAAAGACAUUGCUUAUUUUACAAGAAAAGGAAUUCCAUUUAAAUAAUAAAACAUAAAAAUAGCCAAAGAUGGGCCAAGAUUUAUUUUCUUCUAAUAACAGCAGUGGGAACAAGAACAAUUGCCUACCAAUAAUCAUCUGUUCAAAUUAACGUCUUUGUUCUGACAUGUGUUCAUGACAAAGAACAGUUACAACAUUCAGUUUUGUCUACAUAAAGUAAUGGUAGUCACUCCUUGACUGUUAGGCUAAAACCAAACUCACUGUAUUGCUAUUUUCAAAGAAAUUUAUCUAAAUAAUCUACUUUUAAUAUUUAAUAGUGGGGAUGCUGCUCUAUUGCAACCAAAGUAGUUAUAUGCUUAUUAAUAUUUGUUUUAAAAAUGAUUUUUGCAUAAAACAUUUUUUUAAAUACAAAUGCACAAAGUUAAUUUGAUAUUGAAAGGGAGUAGAAUCUUAAUUAGAAAAUGAAAUGCUUGAGAUAUCAUUGCUCAAAAGAAAGAUUCAUAAAGGUUUAAAAUGAAAUAAAUUUUAAAAUAAGUAUAAUGUCUCUACAUUUCAAACUUUCAUUGUGCUUUUUUUGUCCUCUCCAUGAGUUUGGGUGCACUGUACUUCCGUACCAAUUAAAAAAAGUUUUUAAGUUAAAAGCAUAAAAUUAUUUUAUCUUUCACAUUUUGUAAUUAUAUUAUGUUAUAGAAUGUGGUUUUUAUUUAACUCCACACUAUAAUGAGGGAGUCAAUGCAGUACACCCUGUCAACAUGAAGUCUAUGAACAGUAACUUGAACACAUUCAAUUCAAGAAUAUUGUUUUUUUUUUUAAUCAUUUAAAAAAUUAUUUAUUUUCAACACUAAUUAAUAUGUUUUGUUGAUUUACAAAAAAAGUAGAUCACACCAUUUUCAAAUGCUUCGUCAUCAGCCUAAGACUUUCAUUUGGUGGUUGAUAGUUUCUUUGUGAUCUUGUGCUUCAGCUUCAAAUGUAGAGUAAAAUAUUACUACAAAUAAACAUUUAUUUCCAUAUCUAAUGAAUGAAAAUGCAUUUAACACACUACAGAUUUCUCUUUCUUGUAUGACCAGUAAAUAAGCUUUUAUACUAGGUGAUACUGUAGUUUUUUGUUACUAUAUCUUUGCUUUCAAUGCUGCAGCUAAAGAGUUGAGCUCAGAUCACAAGUAGAAAGUAGUACUUACUUUUAUACCAGGGUUUACAGACGAAUAUAAUUAUAUGUUGAUGGAUAUAGUUACAUGUGAUGCAUUCACAACCUUUGUUGUUGUUUUAUUGGCUUUACUGAUGACUUUGUUGAAUGUCGUUGUUUAAUUUCUCUCAGUUCAAUUCCAGCUUUCUAGUGAUCAAAACUAGAACCUCAUUUCUUACAUGAUGACUCUAGCACUAGACUAUGUGUCCUGCCAAGUACUUCCUAGUGAUCAAAUCUAGAACCUCAUUUCUUACAGGAUGACUCUAGCACUAUGUGUUCUGCCAAGUACUUCCUAGUGAUCAAAACUAGAACCUUAUUUCUCACAGGAUGACUCUAGCACUAUGUGUCCUGCCAAGUAAUUCCUAGUGAUCAAAACUAGAACCUCAUUUCUUACAGGAUGACUCUAGCACUAUGUGUCCUGCCAAGUACUAGGUUUUCUGUUGGCAUCAAAAACUUUUGUUUAUUCUCCAGUUCUUCAUUAAUUACUUUGUUUUUGCUAUUAUUAUCCUGGGUCAGUAUUAACCUAUUUUGUUGUUUAUUUUUAUGUAACAUGUACAUAUUUGUGGUCUUCAACAAAGUGACCAUUUUUUUUAACAAAAUCUAUAUUGUAAAUGCAAAAAAAGAAAAAAAAAGUGCUAUUAGAGUUACUGUCCGACAUUUAAUGGAAACAAAAGAAUUGUUUAUCCUUUUGGUUCUGAAAGUUGUUUGAUCUUUAUAAACUUGAUGUGCAUUGUGGAGUGUUCCUCCACUUCAAGAAGUCAAAACAUUCUAGAAAUACUGAGCAUUAUGAAAUUUGUAUGAUAUGAGGCUAAAUGAACAAAAUAAAAUAUUUCUGAAGAAUUGACUGAGUGGUUUCAAGGACCUUUGUUUCAUUUAGUGAUCCAAAAAUCUCACUUUCCUCUAACAAAAAGUUUGCGAUUUUCAUUUUUAAAACAUUCUCCAAACUGCUUUUUUUACAUGGCAAAGUAGGUUUGGAAAUUAUCAAACACAAACAUAGAUGUAAUUUAUUUAUUUAAUUUUAGGCUACAUUUAAGACAUUUCUUUUCAAUUCUACUUUACAUAAAACUACUGUUUGCUAUUCAUUUACAAAUUUUAAAAAAAAUUGUUUCAAGCAUAUAAUUUUUUUUUUUUUUUACUUUAUUUUUUUUAAAGAUACACGUUUAGAAUUAAUUUACAGUUUUACCUUUUUAUUAAAAAGAAAACUAUUUUCUGAGUUGAUAAAACCAAAUUUGAUAUUACCGUACAAAUGACAACUUUUAGUAUUGCCAACUGUCACAUUCAUAUUUUACUUUCAAUGUGUGUACAUACAACUGUUGUAAUCAAUUGGAACAAAGUAUUAUUUCUGUAGAGUAAACAAAGAAAAUUUAAGUUUGAAAAAUAUGUUUUGUUCUAGUUUAUGUUCAUGGUCAAAAGUAAAAUUAAAGUUCUCCUUUCAGACCCUAUGAUCUAUGGAUCAGAUGAUGUUAAGGUCAUUUGUUUCUUUGGCCAAUGGUUUAAGAGCAGGUAUUAUGUGGCCACCACAAUGACCAACCGCCUUUACUUUCCUCAUCUAAAGUCAGGUACCCAUUAGAAUUGGAUGGGCUCAUGGGCGCCCUAAAAUACCUAAACUUUAAAAAAAUAAAUAAAUAAAGGUCUGAUAGUAUGCGCAUUCUAAGGCAGCGCAACUUUACAUUUAUACUUAGUAAUUGUUUCUGUGACGUUUGUGUCUUACAUGAGUAUCCUUUUCCUUAAAAACUUCUCAUGUGACUAUAGAGGCCAAUCCUUGAUACACAACUGCGGUCACAGGCCAGGCAUCUGUAAUCACCAGAUGCUACAGCAUUUACACCCUUCUUAGUCAUUUUUCUUAAUUCCUACAAAGAUGAAACAAACUUCUAGAGUGUACUAUGACAGUUUCUAAACAGAUUAGUUGAAGAAAAAAAGUCAAUCUGAGUUAAGUAUUAAUAGAAUCUUUGUUCAAUGCUAAGUACGUUCAAUGUUAGGUCUGACUAUAUGUUCAAUGUUAGGUAGGAUUGAAAUGACAUUAUUUAUUUCCUCUGAUAUAUACAUUUCAAUAUGAUCAUUGCAAUGUGAUGGAAGAAGUGAAAUUCUAUUUUUAAAUAUUUAAAUAGCCUGUUAACAUUUUAUACAUUGUUUUGACUUUUUUUCUUUGAUUUAAUUCAUUUUGUUAUUUCAACUAUUUAUUAAAUAUUUAUGAGCUUAUCAAUUUAAAUAUAUACACAUGUUGCUUUGACAUGAUUCUAAAGAAUCAAUAAAAACUUGUAUCACUCUGCACUAACCUAUAUGAACAUUAGUUCAAUCACUAUUAGUCAAGCAGUAGACUUGUAAGAAAAGUAGAGAAACUAAUUGGGUUAGUUAGAUUAGUUCGUUUACAGUUAUAAAACUCAAGAUUUUGAGACAUGUCACUAUCAUAUUUUUCAUGAUCAUUAUAAAGCUUAUAUUAACUCACUCUGUCUGUCUGGUAAAAAGUUUGUACAUACCCAUUCUCUGAUCAAGUUGAAACUUUGCACAAUUAUUAAUUGGCAUAGACAAGACAUGAAUUAAUUUUUGAAAAUUAACCAAUUAGUCAAUUAAUUAUUGGUAAUUAUUUUGUUUGAUACCAACAAGGGAAAUGAAUUCCUCAGUAUUCCCAGAUUUGGUCCCCUUAUAUAAUUGUACAUGUUCUUUCUCCCACACCAAUCUCGGAUCAAGUUGAAACUUAAAAACAUUUAUUGUACUUAUCAAAACAUGAAUUAGUAAAAAAUUACCCAAUUUGUAUUUUAAUCAUUGGUAAUUAAUUAUUUUGUUUAAUAUCAAAAAACGUCUGCAUUAUUGAGAGAUAUAGUUGUAAGUGCAGAGCUCUUCCCUUUAGAAAAACUUUGUAUUUUUAAAAAGGAUUUUUAUAUUUUGCCUUUUUUCACUCUCAAAUUAUUUUUUGGUUAAAUUCAAAAACUAGAGUGGUUACUUUUUUUUUGGUUUAUAGAAAUGCUCCAAUGUUUGAAUCUAAUAUUCUAAGCCUAACUUUCUGACUAGAACUUUUGGUGUUUGUAUUUUAUGUGUUGAAUGAGAAAGUAUAGCUGCAUCACCUUGGGCUGUUGUCCCUGCUGUCAUAUGUUGCAAGAGGUUUGGAAUAGAAUUAUACAAAUAAUCAAGAAAUAAUAGUGUUUUUUUUUUUUCAUUUUAGGUCAUUUGUAUACAUAAAAUUGAGGAAAGGCAAACAGGUCUAAAUGAAAUUAUAGGAAUAACUUAUCUAUGAAUAACUUAUCUAUGAUAGUUCUGUGUUAGGUAUAGCAUGUUUUGUUCUAAAAUGUUAAAACUCUCAAUCUCUGAAUUCAAGCUACUAUACUUUGGCACAAACUGCAAAAGAGCCUACAGCUCAGCAUCAAAAAGCUGGCUAGAAAAAGAAGCUAAAGAAUUUCUUAGAUUCAGUCUUAUCGUUUGUGUGUGUGUGUAGAGAAAGAUUCAUCAGUGACAUGCAUGUUGAGGUCAAUUUCAAUUGAAGAUUUCACACGGGCACAUAACUAAGUUACAAUUCUGAUCUAUAUAACAUAGUUAAAUUUAGGCUUACUUACAAUGAAAGGAAAAGUUUAUUUCUUACUAUCAGACUUGCAAUGGGCUUGAUCGGUGCUAGUAGGCCUAGAUCUAGAUCUAUGUACUGAGUACAAAGUUUACUUUUGUGAGUGUGCAGUGUUGAAAAGUACAUUUGGAAUGUUAUGAAAUUAAAGUGUGCUUCACCCAAA